Triticum aestivum (bread wheat) is the source of this 1354-nucleotide messenger RNA. RefSeq lists its product as uncharacterized. The transcript is spliced from 8 exons. NCBI's taxonomy places the organism in Eukaryota, Viridiplantae, Streptophyta, Magnoliopsida, Poales, Poaceae. Bases 296 to 1333 code for a protein of 345 amino acids. The record is from RefSeq and is a predicted model, not a curated record.
CGUCCUUCGCCGCCGCCCCGUCUACGAUCUCCCUGCCGCCGACCCUUGCAGCCGACCACGGACGAACUUCGAUUCGUACCUAAGCCGCCGUCCGAGGGGAGACGCCGCCGCCGCGUCUCCAGGUCGGGGCGGUUUGCCGCCGCGUCUCCAGGGCGGGGCGGUUUGAUCCGCGUCUCCAGGUCGGGGCGGUUUGAUCCCCUGUCGCCGCCGACGUUCGGGAUCGCCGCCGCCGCCGAACUCCGGGAGACGCCGUCGCCGCCCUCCGAGGGCAGUGCGCUUUUAAUCUCAGGUACAUAUGGGGAAUCCACAAAGCAAAGCAGCGGAACAAACGACUUUGUCAGAUGUACCUCCAGAUCAGAUGGAGGGGGCAAAUGUUGAUGAGAUUUACCCAAGUAGUCCAGAACGGAGGAUACUUGAACAAACCGAACAACCGGUUCUUCCCCAACCGACUGAUGGUGAUAGCACAAAUGUUCAACGACCUUCCCAUCUGAUUACAGACAGCCCCGCAAAAUGUAAUGAACCUUCGUUUGUGCCUCCCAGUUGUCUCACACAAGUUUGUGCCACAGAUGUAGCACAAAGUUCAAAUGUAGCUGAAGAUGCGUCUCAUAUACAUGGAGGAAGACAUGUGGGGAUUAAUGCGUCAAUACGUGAUGCCUUACAAGUUUUACCCGUGUCCGAUGCAACAUCCGAUUACAUGACUACAACAUCUGGAGUGAAUGUCGCCAAACAAACUAUGAAAGGUAAAUUGUCUGACGAAAAAAGGGAGCAGAUAAAUGCCAGGAGAGCUGCUUAUCGGAAGAAAAAAGAGGAUGAUGCGGUCAAGCUCCAUGGUGACAUUCAAACUUCCCUUACAAUGUCUGCUAGCAUGCAACAUAACGAGGAAAAGAGGGAGAUAAUAAACACGCGGAGGCGGGCAGCUUAUCGGAAGAAAGAUGAUGAGGUUACCGUUGUACGGGAAGCAGUUGUGCAAAAUGUUCUCCGGGCCCCUCUCGGUGAUAUCACUAAUGGGUAUCAACCAACCUCUGUGGACCUUGAUGAAAAAAAGGAGCAGCUAAAAGCUCGGAGGCGAGCUACUUAUCGGAAGAAAAAAGAGGACGCCGCCGUCAAGCAUCUACAUGAAAAUCUGCCUGCCCUUGCGAUAUCAGAUGUGCAAAAUGUUCAUAGGCCCGCUCUCGGUGAUAUCACUAAUGGGUAUAAAACAUCCUCUGUGGACCUUGACGAUAAAAGGGAAGAGAUAAAAGCUCGGAGGCGAUCUACUUAUCGAAAGAAAAAAGAUGAGGCCGCCGUCAAGCAUCUACAUGAAAAUCUGCCUGCCCUUACGGUAUCAGGUUAGAAUGUUUUCUGUUUCAGCACU